Molecule: messenger RNA, 1667 nt
Organism: Magallana angulata
Lineage: Eukaryota; Metazoa; Mollusca; Bivalvia; Ostreida; Ostreidae
Exons: 2
Coding region: 118-1272 (384 amino acids)
Cellular component (GO): membrane
Source: RefSeq, a predicted model, not a curated record
AGAAGAGUUAGCUUGUUAUCUAAAUACACAUUAUAUUAUUAUUUUGUAUGUUAUUCUGCACAAAUACGAAGGACUGAAAUCACUCCGUGAAAGAUUAAUGGUAGUUGAUAUUCUACAAUGUCAAAACAAAGGGAAGCGAAUUUCGUGUCUCAAAAUUCAACUGAUCUAGAUGCAUUUCUUGAGAAAUAUAUUAAGAUGUUGUCGAGUUUGGCAGAGUCUAAAGUUGAACUAGAUGCAGCCUUCAAAUACACAGACUUGUACGGGGAGUGGGGAAUGAUAUGUGCCAGAUACAUGAAUCCAUUUCUAUGGGUGUUUCCUUUUACUGCGGCAACUUUACUUUUCAUGACUUUUAAAAGACAGAAUCUUUUCGGAAAUGUGCAGAUAUGCUUGGUAUCUGUCAUGGUAGCUGAUGUAUUAUUCGCCAUGUUAACAGGGUUUAAGGAUGCUGUUUUUAAUUCUAUGAACUGGAAUUAUGGUUUUGUGGAGUACAAGCUUUGUGCGUUUCUUUUUCUUUUUGCCCGCAUACAAACUUCAAUCCACGGUACAUCACUUUGGAUAAAGUCUUUGAUGCUUUUACAUCGAGUUUUGAUGUUUUUGUUCCCCUUUAAGUUCAGAUCGUUCAAAUUUAAAAUUAUUUUGUUACCGCUUGGAUUGUUCCAUUGUGUAGUUGUCGUAAGCUAUUGUGCUCUAACAUUCAAAUUACCAUUCCGCAGUUUUUCUACAUUCCAAGAUUAUUCUAAAGGAAAGUCGUUUAAAAGAAUUGACGCAUGUGUUAUUCAUGCUGAAAGUAAAUAUUUUGAAAGCGCGUAUCACAAUAUCGAACAAUAUCUUGCUCUUUUUCUUCAAACAGUGUACUUUACGUCAUUCCCAAUUUGUAUUCAUUUUGUUUGUACAUUGAUGUUUGUUUUUUUGGUAAAAAAGGAAAUUAAAAAAAUGUCAUUUUUAACACCUGUCAAAAGCACAAAGAUUUCGAAAAGUGUAAAAUACAUAAUUUUAAUCAAAGUUCACAUAUUCUUGGGUAUAUCUUUUAUUCUUCAAGAGACUCCAAUAUAUAUUUCGUUUUUUGUCUUAUAUUUCAGCAAAAACAUAGAGAGUGUCAAAAAUGCGAAUUCUAUCGUAGUUAGUUAUAUGAUUCUAACGUUUGCAAUAGGCAAACCAAUUGAUUUAAUUAUCUAUGCUAGCCUAAGUCAAAAGGUAAAAUCGGAACUUAAGAGAAUUUUUUGCUGCCUAGAUAAGACAAAACUAAAGAAAGAUCUCUCGAGUUCGAAAUAACUGUAAAAAGAAUGUCAAUUUUGUCUCUAUAAUUUUUCUUUAAUGCAUUUAUUUUUUCACUUGUUUUGAGACGUCGAAUCUCUGUCUUUAAUUUUAUUUUUUGUAGAAGGCAAGUACAGUCAUGUCUAUCUUAUUACCAUUAUCCUAGUCAAAGAAAUUUGAAUUCUUUUAUUGCUUGUUUUUUUUUUAUUAAAUGACUGGCUUGUUCUUUUCUUUUUUGUUGUUAACGUUAAAUACAAUGUGUUUAAAUCUGUUGUUCUACAGUAUUCGCAGAGAAUUAAUUUAUAUAACUUUUUUAAUGUCGUUAUGUCAUUGAUAUUGAAAAAAAAAAUUGAAUGGUUUCUAACAAAAUGAGUUAAAAUAUCUCUUUGGUGUAAUUGUUUUAAUAUCAUCGA